AUGGAAGCUAAUAGAUUAACAAAUCAAGAACUCUUAGAAAAAAUCGCUAGAAACAUUAGAAAACCAAAGGAAGUUCCUGAAUCUAGAAUAACACCUAGAUAUAAGGGUACUUACCUUCCAAGGAUUAACGAGUAUCAAGCAGCUAGCACUUCAGAAGCGGAAAAAUAUUUGGACGAAAAGCUAAAAACGUUUAAAAAUGAUCAACAAAAAGUUGAAAGUGAAGUUGAAGAUGACGAAAUGACAAAUCCACAAUAUUAUGAAUAUGAUUAUUCAUGGAAUUAUAACAAUUUUUAUCAAUUGAAAAAAGCUUCCACACUUUUGGGAAAUGAUCCAUUUUUCCAUCCAAUAGUAAGACCAACUUCAAAACAAGUGAAGGAAAAAAUUGAUUUACCUUUAAAAACUUAUUAUAAAUCAAGAACUUCAAGAUACAUUACAGAUGAAGGGUUUUAUAUUGUUUUUGCUAAUGAUGAGUUUAGUUAUAAAGAACUUUCCAAUGGGUUUAAAGAUGAAACUUUACCUCAAUUAACAAAAUUAGUUAAAGUCACUCAACAUUUGAUGAAAAGAAGAACUUUAUCACAUGGAGCAUCUGCAUUUUAUAUUCAAACUGCAGAUGAUGAAUCACCUCAUGAUUUCGUUUCCAAAGAUGCUAAAGAAAUUCGUGACUUGACAAAUAAAUCUAUUGAUGCAGGAUUUGAUUUCAUUUCAAGGUUUUAUGAUAAGUUAGGAACAGUUUCACAAUGUUAUUAUUGUCAUGACACUUCAUUAACAAAAUCAAGAGAUUAUAAUUUGAACAAAUUUAAGGAGAAUACCCUUAUUGUGAAAGAAACUGAUUAUACAUCUUCAUUAAGUAAAUUAAGAAAACUUGUCAAUGAGGCCCAAGUCUCUCAAGAUGACGAUUCAGAAGAUUCAGAUCAUUAUGUGUACCCUAGAAAAUCAACAAUUGUUACCAAUAUGACUUUAAGAUCAGUUAUGCUACCAGGUGGUAAAACUAUUACAAUUUUAAGAAAUAAUCAAAGAUCUCAUAAUUCAAUUUUAAAUUCUUUAUAUCCAAGAAUUAAUAACAAGAAGAUUAGAAAACUUUUCAAUCAUAAAGCAUCUAAAAAGGCAACUUUAUACCUUGGUGAUUUAUUCUAUGAUGAUCAAAUUAUGAAACAAUAUCAACGUCCAAUUUUCCAUCAUCAUGAUUAUGAAAAACUUUGUGGAUUUGAUAAAUUAGAUGAUAGAGUAUAUGGAGCACCAAAAGAUAUUUCAACCAAUAUUUUAUCCAAAUAUAAAAUUUUCCAAAGAUCUAGUCAAGAUGAAAAUUAUAUUAAAGAUAGUUCAUUUACUUUCCAAGAAUAUGCAUCUGAAAAUAUUAAAAAACAUGAUAUAAAUCUUUAUCAAGGUGAUGAUUUAAUGUUUAAUGUUGUUUCAGAUUCUCCUUAUGUUCGUGCUUUCAGUACAAGACCAUUAGAUGAAUUGGCAAUUAAUGAAAUGAUGUGGAAGUUUGAAAAAGGUUUAGUUACACAAGAAGGUGAAGUUGAAGAAUAUAUAAACCAAAAUUCAAAUAAUUAUGGCGCUAAGAUUAAAAAAUAUCAACAUAUGAUUGUUACUAAAGAUUUCCAAAACUUAGAAGACCGUCAUUUGGAUUUACGUAUUGCUGAUCUUAUGACUAAGAAUCAUACUUGUCAUAAUUGUGGGAAUCAUACAAAUCUUUCAUCUUCUCAAGAGAUUGAAGAUUUUGGAACUCUUGAAUAUUAUAGAGAUUUCUUAAUCAGUGCUAAAAAUUUAGAGAUUGAUGCAUUUUGUUUCAAUACUUUCGAGAAUAAAGAGUUGAAAUCAAGAUCAAUAAAUGAUGUUGAUGAUCAACUUAUGUCACAAAUAAUGGGAACUCAACGUACCACACCAGUUUCAAAUGACAAAGAAUUUCUAGAAUUUAAUGAUGAAUAUUCACUUUGGAGAAAGCAAAAUUUGAAAGUAUAUCUUGUUGAAUUUGAACAUCGUCUUGAUGGUAAGACAGAAGAUGAUUAUUGUUUAAUCAUAUCAGAUCCUAGUGUUUCUAAAGAACUUUUAUAUAAAGUUUUAAUUGAGAAUUUACAAAACCCAAAUAAAUCUAUAGAAGUUGAUCUUUAUACAUAUUCAAGUGGUAUGCAUAGAUUAUAUUCAGCAUUGAAAAGAAGAAAUGAAUUUUCUAAAUUUGAUGAUGAAAUUUAUCCAAAUCCAAAUCCAUUAAUUGAUAAUAAAGAUGAAUACUUGAAAAAUUUAAAAUAUUCAUUUGCAAGUUGGUGGGGUAGACAAAAUGAACAAUAUUUAUCAAGUUCUCAAUAUGAUAAAUAUAUGAGAUUAUAUGAUGAUAAACCAGGUGAUGUAUAUGUCAAGAGUUCAAGUUUGAAUUUUGAUGUUCCACUUAUUGCAGGUUAUGAUGAUAAAGGUAGAAAAAGGUAUAAACUUGAUAAAGUUGGAACUAGAAAUCAAAUGAUUGCAAAACAUGAUGAAUAUGAAUUGCAAAGAGUUGAAUUAAAGAGAAAGAAAGUUCAAAUGGAGAAUGAAAUGAAGGAAAAAAGGAUUAAAGAAGAAAAGAAAAAUAUUGAAUUGAAGAAAAGAUAUCAAUGUGAAAUUAAAGAAGUUCGGGUUAUUAAUAGAAGAAGGUUAAUGUAG
This is a messenger RNA of Hansenula ciferrii, 2637 nucleotides long. RefSeq lists its product as uncharacterized. The record is from RefSeq and is a predicted model, not a curated record. Bases 1 to 2637 code for a protein of 878 amino acids. The transcript has a single exon. NCBI's taxonomy places the organism in Eukaryota, Fungi, Ascomycota, Saccharomycetes, Phaffomycetales, Wickerhamomycetaceae.